AUGGAUAUGGCUUAUUAAUAAUUCUAUUUAUUGAUUGGAGGAAUUAGAUCAAAAUAUCAGAAAUCUAAACAAUAAUUCAUUAACUUAGAUUCUAAAUAAAUGAAUUCUUUCUUUGCAUAAAGUAUUAAAUUCAAAUCAUUUGAAUAAACAAACUUAAUAUUAAUCAAAUAAUCAAUAUAAGAUUUUCAAGAUUCAAUUGUAAAAUUAUUAUCUGAUUUAAAAUUAACUGAAUUAAAUUAUUAUCAAAUAUCUAAUUUAGAUAUUAAUAAAUCAGAAGAAUUAUAUAAAAAAGGUAAUAAAUCUAUUAAAUUAGGUUAUAAACUAUAUU
This is a messenger RNA of Paramecium pentaurelia, 328 nucleotides long. The record is from the annotation of a GenBank genome assembly. NCBI's taxonomy places the organism in Eukaryota, Ciliophora, Oligohymenophorea, Peniculida, Parameciidae.